UCCAAGAAGUAACCAGAUUGGCCCUCAUCGCAGCCGCCCGUCCUUGCUCGCGCUCCCACUGACCCACCGACCCACCCGCCCGUCUGCCCGCCUGCCCGCCUGCCCACCUGCCGGUUUCUAGCAUAAAAACUGCCAGAAUCCCAGAACGCGCCGUUUGCAGAGCAGCUUAUCCGGGGCGGAGGGACUCCAGAACCACCUGAAUUAUGUCUGCCAUCCGAAAAAAGUUGGUUAUAGUGGGUGACGGUGCAUGUGGAAAGACAUGCUUGCUGCUUGUAUUUAGCAAAGACCAAUUCCCUGAAGAAUAUAUGCCCACAGUGUUUGAAAAUUAUGUAGCUGAUAUUGAAGUGGAUGGAAAACAGGUGGAGUUGGCUUUGUGGGACGCAGCUGGUCAAGAAGAUUAUGAUCGCCUUAGACCUCUUUCCUACCCAGAUACCGAUGUUAUACUUAUGUGCUUUUCCGUCGACAGUCCUGAUAGUUUGGAAAACAUCCGAGACAAAUGGACCCCGGAGGUGAAGCAUUUCUGUCCUAACGUGCCCAUUAUCAUGGUUGGGAACAAAAAGGACCUUCGACAUGAUGAGCACACGAAACAGGAGCUGGCCAAGAUGAAGCAGGAGCCAGUGAAAUGUGAAGAAGGCAAAGAUAUGGCGAAUCGGAUUGGCGCAUUUGGGUAUACGGAGUGCUCAGCCAAAACCAAAGAGGGUGUGAGGGAAGUUUUUGAAAUGGCCACAAGAGCGGCUUUGCAAGUCAAACGAAGAAAAAAAUCCGGGUGCCUUGUCUUCUGAACACAGAGGAAAGCCCAAGCCCUCAUUCGGUUAAUUUUUGAAAUGCUGUUUAUUAAUCUUAGUGUAUAAUGAUUACUGGAAUUUUCCAUUUAUCUGCAAUUUACUUUAAGAAAUUUACAAAUCAAAAAUCAUCUUGCUACCACUUUUUAAAAGCUAAGUUGGACAGUCUGUGUCCAACACAUCUGUGCACGCAGGGUCCCUCUGACAUUAUUCUUAAUAACCUUUCUCAUUGUCUCCACCAGUUCAUCAAGCACUAAUUCAAGGGAAUUAAGUUCUUGUUUGUUUUUUGUUUUUUUUUUUUUUUUAGAAAGAAAAAAAAAAGUGAUCACUUUUGUGAAUUAGGCUUUAACUACUUUUUUAUACCUUACAUACAGUCCUGUUGCUGUCAGUUGCAAGGCCCUCUAGGGAAUAAAUGCAAAUCAAUUCAGAGCAGGACCUCUUAUAAGGCUUUUAUUGGUAAAACUCUGGGGUAUUAUUCAAUUGUUUGAAAAUGGGACUCAGCCAGAGACAACUUCAAGCAGCUGUGGCACAGUAACAAUUUUGUGGUUUCAUGUUAGUGACCUUAGAGUUACUAUGUAAUUAGUGACACUGUCCGUUACCAAAAAAUAAAAAUAAAAAAAUAAAUAUAUCUACCCCA
Messenger RNA from Antechinus flavipes (yellow-footed antechinus), 1419 nucleotides. Its product is annotated as transforming protein RhoA-like. The transcript has a single exon. The record is from RefSeq and is a predicted model, not a curated record. Gene Ontology annotation, molecular function: GTP binding; GTPase activity. The coding region runs from base 204 to 782 and encodes 192 amino acids. Gene Ontology annotation, biological process: cell migration; small GTPase-mediated signal transduction. NCBI's taxonomy places the organism in Eukaryota, Metazoa, Chordata, Mammalia, Dasyuromorphia, Dasyuridae.